UAUCAGUUUAAUUAUAUUCUUCUUCUCUUACCCUAAGCCUCAUCACUCGAUUUCCCUACCGUUGGCCGCUGUUCUUCCUGGAUUAUCACUCGAGCCGGUUUUUCCAGUCGUAUCUUCCCCCCACCAAGUCUGUCGCAAUUUCCUGAUACUGCGACCGCUAUUCUUGAACCGCACCGGGGCUCUUUUCUAUACUCUUGCUAUUCUAUUACCUAGUCUCCUUCAAUAUGCGGCCCGAAAUCGAGCAGGAGCUGGCUCACACUUUGCUGGUUGAACUUCUGGCCUACCAGUUCGCUUCACCGGUGAGAUGGAUUGAGACCCAGGAUGUCAUUCUCGCAGAGAAAAGGACAGAGCGAAUUGUGGAAAUCGGUCCCGCAGACACACUGGGUGGUAUGGCGAGACGGACCCUCGCAUCAAAAUAUGAGGCAUACGAUGCUGCUACUUCCGUGCAGCGUCAAAUACUUUGCUACAACAAAGAUGCGAAGGAGGUCUAUUACGAUGUUGAUCCCGUGGAGGAAGAAGAAGCGCAACCAUCGGCAGAGCCUGCGGCCGGUGCCCCUGCUGCUGCUGCUCCUGCUGCUGCUCCUGCCGCUGCUGCUCCCGCGGCUGCUGCUCCACCUAGUGCCGGCCCUGCAGCAGCAAUUGAGGAUGCACCGGUUACGGCAGUGGAUGUGCUGAGGACUCUGGUCGCGCAGAAGUUGAAGAAGAGCUUGUCGGAUGUGCCCUUGAGUAAAGCCAUCAAAGAUCUGGUUGGAGGUAAAUCCACUCUGCAGAAUGAAAUUUUGGGAGAUCUCGGAAAGGAAUUCGGUUCGACGCCCGAGAAACCGGAAGACACACCUCUGGACGAGCUAGGCGCAUCUAUGCAGGCGACAUUCAAUGGACAACUCGGCAAGCAGUCCUCAUCCCUCAUUGCUCGCCUAGUCUCAUCGAAGAUGCCCGGUGGCUUCAACAUUACCGCAGUUCGCAAAUACCUUGAGACAAGAUGGGGUUUGGGAUCUGGUCGUCAAGAUGGCGUCCUUCUCCUUGCUCUCACUAUGGAGCCACCCUCCCGUAUUGGCUCCGAGGCUGAGGCCAAGUCAUACCUUGAUGAUGUUGCCAACAAAUACGCUGCCAGCGCCGGCAUCAGCCUUUCGGCACCGGCAGCUGGUGGUGAUAGCGGGGCAGGUGGUGGCGGCAUGCUUAUGGAUCCGGCCGCCAUUGAUGCCUUGACCAAAGACCAACGGGCAUUGUUCAAGCAGCAGCUGGAGAUAAUUGCGCGUUAUUUGAAGAUGGAUCUACGCGCCGGUCAAAAGGCUUACAUCACUUCUCAGGAGUCUCAGAAAACAUUGCAGGCCCAGCUGGACCUUUGGCAGGCCGAGCAUGGCGAUUUCUAUGCUUCUGGUAUCGAGCCGGCUUUCGAUGCCCUGAAAGCACGCGUGUAUGAUUCUUCUUGGAACUGGGCCCGCCAGGAUGCUCUGAGCAUGUACUACGACAUCAUUUUCGGCAGGCUCAAGGUCGUAGAUCGUGAGAUUGUGAGCCAGUGCAUUCGCAUCAUGAACCGUUCAAACCCACUGCUUCUUGAGUUCAUGCAGUACCACAUUGACAACUGCCCCACUGAUCGGGGUGAGACUUAUCAGUUGGCCAAGGAACUUGGUGAGCAACUCAUCGAAAACUGCAAGGAAGUCUUGGGUGUCGCCCCUGUGUACAAGGAUGUCGCUGUGCCCACCGGACCCCAGACUACUGUCGAUGCCAGAGGAAACAUUGGGUACAAGGAGGUUCCCCGGGCUAGCGCUCGCAAGUUGGAACACUACGUGAAGCAAAUGGCGGAGGGAGGCCCUAUCUCCGAGUACAGCAACCGCACGAAGGUCCAGAAUGAUCUCCGCAGUGUCUACAAGUUGAUCCGCAGACAACAUCGCUUGUCCAAGUCAUCGCAACUUCAGUUCAAUGCGCUCUACAAGGAAGUUAUUCGUGCUCUCAGCAUGAAUGAGAACCAGAUCAUGCCCCAAGAGAACGGUUCUGGCAAGAAGACCGGCAGGAAUGGUGUCAAGCGCAACGGCAGCCCCCGCGCAGGUAAAGUGGAGACCAUUCCCUUCUUGCAUCUCAAGAAGAAGUCCGAACACGGCUGGGAUUACAGCAAGAAACUCACCGGUGUUUACCUGGACGUAUUGGAAUCUGCUGCACGGUCAGGUCUCACCUUCCAAGGCAAGAACGUCUUGAUGACAGGCGCAGGUGCAGGUUCCAUUGGAGCGGAAGUGCUGCAAGGCCUGAUUAGUGGUGGCGCCAAGGUGGUUGUCACGACAAGCCGAUACUCUCGUGAGGUCACUGAGUACUACCAAGCCAUGUAUGCCCGCUAUGGUAGCCGUGGCUCUCAGCUUGUUGUGGUGCCUUUCAACCAAGGUAGCAAGCAAGAUGUGGAAGCACUUGUCGACUAUAUCUACGACGCAAAGAAGGGUCUCGGCUGGGAUUUGGACUUCGUUGUUCCAUUUGCCGCCAUUCCUGAGAAUGGACGUGAAAUUGACUCGAUUGACUCGAAGUCUGAACUGGCUCACCGCAUCAUGUUGACAAACCUCUUGCGACUUUUGGGUUGCAUCAAGACACAGAAGCAGAGCAACGGUUUUGAAACCCGUCCCGCUCAAGUCAUCCUCCCCUUGUCUCCUAACCAUGGUACUUUCGGAAACGAUGGUCUGUACUCUGAGUCUAAGCUGGCUUUGGAAACCCUCUUCAACCGCUGGUAUUCGGAGAACUGGAACAACUACCUGACCAUUUGUGGUGCUGUGAUUGGAUGGACUCGGGGUACAGGUCUCAUGAGCGGCAACAACAUGGUUGCCGAAGGUGUUGAGAAGCUCGGUGUCCGUACCUUUUCCCAGCAAGAGAUGGCCUUCAACUUGCUUGGUCUCAUGGCGCCUGCGAUCGUCAACCUGUGUCAGCUCGACCCUGUCUGGGCCGACCUUAAUGGUGGUCUCCAAUUCAUUCCUGACCUGAAGGACCUCAUGACCAAGCUUCGCACGGAAAUCAUGGAGACAAGUGAUGUUCGCCAGGCAGUCAUCAAAGAGACUGCAAUCGAAAACAAGAUCGUCAAUGGAGAGGAUAGUGAGGUCCUCUAUAAACGGGUGAUCGCUGAGCCCCGUGCCAACAUCAAGUUCCAGUUCCCUAAUCUGCCUAACUGGGAGGAGGAUGUGAAGCCACUUAACGACAACCUGAAAGGCAUGGUCAACCUGGACAAGGUCGUGGUGGUCACCGGAUUUUCGGAGGUCGGACCCUGGGGUAACUCUCGCACACGCUGGGAGAUGGAGGCUUACGGCAAAUUCUCCCUUGAAGGAUGUGUGGAGAUGGCAUGGAUCAUGGGUCUUAUCAAGCACCACAACGGUCCACUGAAGGGUAAGGCCUAUUCAGGAUGGGUCGAUGCGAAGUCUGGGGAGCCCGUGGAUGAUAAGGAUGUGAAGCCGAAGUACGAGAAGUUCAUCCUUGAACAUUCUGGUAUUCGGCUUAUCGAGCCCGAAUUGUUCAAGGGCUAUGACCCCAAGAAGAAGCAGCUGCUCCAGGAAAUUGUCAUCCAGGAGGACUUGGAUCCGUUUGAAGCUUCGAAAGAGACCGCAGAGGAAUUCAAGCGUGAGCAUGGCGAAAAGGUGGAGAUCUUUGAAUUGCCAGAGUCCGGCGAGUACACUGUGCGUCUGAAGAAGGGAGCCACUCUCUUGAUCCCGAAGGCCCUUCAGUUCGACCGCCUUGUUGCUGGCCAGAUCCCUACUGGCUGGGAUGCUAAGAGAUACGGUAUCCCUGACGAUAUCAUCGAACAAGUGGACCCAGUCACGUUGUUCGUCCUUGUCUGCACUGCUGAGUCUAUGCUUUCAGCUGGUAUUACCGAUCCGUAUGAAUUCUACAAGUACGUCCACCUGUCUGAGGUCGGAAACUGCAUCGGCUCGGGUAUCGGUGGUACCCACGCGUUGCGGGGAAUGUACAAGGACCGCUACCUGGACAAGCCUCUUCAAAAGGACAUUCUGCAGGAAUCUUUCAUCAACACUAUGAGUGCCUGGGUUAACAUGCUUCUCUUGUCCUCAACUGGCCCGAUCAAGACUCCAGUCGGAGCUUGCGCCACUGCGGUCGAAUCCGUUGACAUUGGUUACGAGACGAUCGUGGAAGGAAAGGCUCGUGUCUGCUUUGUUGGAGGAUUCGACGAUUUCCAGGAAGAAGGAUCCUAUGAAUUCGCCAACAUGAAGGCGACCAGCAAUGCCGAAGAUGAGUUUGCCCAUGGUCGCACCCCGCAAGAAAUGUCGCGGCCUACCACUACCACUCGUGCUGGAUUCAUGGAGUCUCAGGGUUGCGGUAUGCAACUCAUUAUGAGUGCCCAGCUUGCUCUGGACAUGGGUGUACCGAUCUAUGGUAUCAUUGCGCUGACCACCACGGCUACCGACAAGAUUGGUCGCUCUGUUCCCGCACCCGGUCAAGGAGUUCUCACCACCGCGCGUGAGAACCCUGGCAAGUUCCCAUCUCCUUUGCUGGACAUCAAGUACCGUCGCCGUCAGCUUGACCUGCGUAAGAAGCAGAUUAAGGAAUGGCAAGAAUCCGAGUUGUUGUACCUCCAGGAAGAAGCCGAGGCUAUGAAAGCCCAGGCCGCUGAUGAAUCUUUCGACGUCUCUGGCUACCUUCACGAGCGCGCUCAGCACAUUGAACGCGAAGCUAUCCGCCAGGAGAAGGAUGCCCAGUUCAGCCUUGGAAACAAUUUCUGGAAGCAGGAUUCACGUAUCGCUCCUCUCCGUGGUGCUCUCGCCACCUGGGGUCUGACUGUUGAUGAUAUCGGUGUCGCCUCAUUCCACGGUACUUCUACUGUCGCUAAUGACAAGAACGAAUCGGACGUCAUUUGCCAGCAGAUGAAGCACCUGGGUCGGAAGAAGGGCAACGCCCUUUUGGGUAUCUUCCAGAAAUAUCUCACUGGACAUCCCAAGGGUGCUGCUGGUGCCUGGAUGUUCAACGGCUGUCUUCAGGUUCUUGAAAGUGGUCUGGUUCCUGGCAACCGCAACGCUGAUAACGUCGACAAGGUGAUGGAGAAAUUCGACUACAUCGUUUACCCAAGCCGCAGCAUCCAGACUGACGGUAUCAAUGCCUUCUCUGUCACUUCAUUUGGUUUCGGCCAGAAGGGUGCACAGGUUAUUGGUAUUCACCCUAAGUACCUCUACGCAACCCUGGAUCGGGCACAGUACCAGACCUACAAGGCCAAGGUCGAGGCGAGACAGAAGAAGGCAUACCGCUUCUUCCACAACGGCCUCAUCAACAACAGCAUCUUCGUCGCUAAGGAUAAGGCUCCUUACGAAGAUGCCCAGCAGAGCAAGGUCUUCCUCAACCCUGAUUACCGUGUGGCUGCCGACAAGAAGACCUCGCAACUCAAAUUUCCUGCCCAGCCCCCCAAGGCUGAUGACAAAGGACUUGAGAGCACAAAGACUAUGAUCGAGUCGCUGGCUAAGGCUAAUGCUUCUGAAGACUCGAAGGUCGGUGUGGAUGUGGAGAACAUCGAAAGUUUCAAUAUUGAAAAUGAAACCUUCAUCGAACGGAAUUUCACUGCAAGCGAGCAAGAGUACUGCCAAAAGGCAGCGUCUCCUCGAUCAUCCUUUGCCGGACGGUGGAGUGCCAAGGAAGCUGUUUUCAAGGCCUUGGGUGUCAGCAGCAAGGGCGCAGGUGCCCCUCUCAAGGACAUUGAGAUCUCCAGUGACUCAACCGGGGCUCCCGUCGUCAAUCUUCACGGUGCUGCAGCUGAAGCUGCCAAGCAGGCUGGCGUCAAACAGGUCAGCGUCAGCAUCAGCCACAGUGAUACCCAGGCAGUCGCGGUCGCGGUCUCCAAAUUUUAAUGCGCUUGAUGAGGAAUAAUGGCCUGAAUUUAUGUCAUGUACCUUGAGUGUAAUCUAUCAUGUCUCUUUCCUAGCCUCGUUAGACAGUAUUAGAUUGUCAAUACAUAACGUGUUUGAUUCCAAUGCUUGCUCAAGUGUUCACUUAUCAUUGUCUCUUCUUCAUGUUUAUUUGCACUGCUUCGUUCCGAUAAGCAAAUUAAUACGUGGCUUGCUGACCUCACAGCGGACACCUCAACUCUUACUCGGUUGUAUUCCCACGGCGACUUAGAAGAGUGUAUUGAAUCCAUAAUGGACAAAUUCUCAAAGCUUACACGGGUAAACUUCAAGCCUAGUUAAGGUACUAUU
Messenger RNA from Aspergillus piperis CBS 112811, 6158 nucleotides. Its product is annotated as trifunctional fatty acid synthase subunit FAS2. The transcript has 3 exons. Lineage: Eukaryota; Fungi; Ascomycota; Eurotiomycetes; Eurotiales; Aspergillaceae. Gene Ontology annotation, cellular component: fatty acid synthase complex. The record is from RefSeq and is a predicted model, not a curated record. Bases 225 to 5813 code for a protein of 1862 amino acids. Gene Ontology annotation, biological process: long-chain fatty acid biosynthetic process. Gene Ontology annotation, molecular function: holo-[acyl-carrier-protein] synthase activity; 3-oxoacyl-[acyl-carrier-protein] reductase (NADPH) activity; magnesium ion binding.